CGCCGAUUUGAAACAGAUCAGGUGCUUAUUUUGUUUCCUUUUUCUCCUUGAUCUCGACGAAUGUCACCUGCUGUGUGAUUGUAUCACCAUUCUUGUAAUCAUGAAAAGCGCUUGUUGACCUCCUUCGCCCUUUGCCCCUUUGCUCAAUAUUUACAAAGUAUGCCCCUGCCUACUCUUUCUUCUUGACAGGAUAGUACCUUCAAAAACACCACUGGCAAUGACCCUCCCAAACCCCAUAAAUGAAAUCACCGGCUCCCUCUACCACUACGCCCCGGGGUACAAGAUCCUACUAUCAACCUUCAUCGCCGUCUCCUGGUACAAUGCUACCGAGCUCCUCAUCCUCAUCUUCUGCACCUUCCGCCGCUACCGCGGCCUCUACUUCUGGAGUCUGCUGGUCUCGUCCUGUCUAGGGGUAACCCCUUACUCGCUAGGCUUCCUAUUCAAGUUCUUCUCCACGUACAGCCCAUUCCUCGGCGUUUCGCUGCUGACGGUUGGCUGGUGGUGCAUGGUAACCGGGCAGUCGAUGGUGCUGUAUUCGCGGCUGCAUCUGGUCGUGCGGGACGAGCGGCUGCUGCGCAAAGUGCUGAUUAUGAUCUGGGUGAAUUUCGUGGUUCUGCAUAUCCCCACCACGGUGCUGACGUAUGGGUCGAAUGCGCGGAAUGUGCGGUCGGGGGAGUUUGUGCGGGGGUAUAAUAUCAUGGAGAAGAUCCAGAUGACUGGGUUCACGGUGCAGGAGUUGAUUAUCUCGGGGCUUUAUAUCUGGGAGACGAUUCGGUUGUUGAAGUUGGGGUGGGAUGAGAAUAAGCGGAGGAUUAUGCAUCGGUUGGUUGGGAUUAAUGUUGUUAUGUUGCUUCUGGAUUUGAUUCUUUUGGCGCUGGAGUAUGCGAAUCAGUAUGCGGUGCAGAUCACGCUCAAGGGUAUGUUUUAUAGUAUCAAGCUGAAGCUUGAGUUUGCUGUGCUGGGGAAAUUGGUUGAUGUUGUUUCUGGUGAGCGGCUGCCUUCGCAGUUGGUUUUUGAGGAGCCGGGGGUGCCGUUGAACCCGGUGGGCACUUCUGUUGCGUCGUCUAGUCAUCUGCUCGAUGCAAGGCCGGUUCAUACCCCGGAGUCGACGGCGCAGACGGUGCGGCAGGGUGUGUCGAGUGGGAAGAAUUUGAGCUUGGAGCGGAUUUCUACCUGGGUAGAGAGGCAGCGGCGGAAUGAUUCGUGAGCUGUAUCAUAACGAGGAUAUCAAACUUUGGCAUAUCCAAAGAGGUAUCUAUGUAAUAACACGAUAAUCAAAACAAUCCAAAAGGAAUAAGUUAUUGUUUCUCUGGGUUCUGGAGCAGGGUAUCAUCAUCCUCGGCCCAUCCGUAGUCCCCAUCGGAGUCAUCUUCGUCAUCCUCGCUGUCUGCAAUUUCAUCGACUUU
Messenger RNA from Aspergillus glaucus CBS 516.65, 1406 nucleotides. RefSeq lists its product as uncharacterized. Lineage: Eukaryota; Fungi; Ascomycota; Eurotiomycetes; Eurotiales; Aspergillaceae. The transcript has a single exon. The record is from RefSeq and is a predicted model, not a curated record. Bases 218 to 1207 code for a protein of 329 amino acids.